CGUCAAUCGUUCAUGUGAUUCUAGGCCUAACUUCCGGAUGAAAUAUUGACAACUGAAGAAUCUUGUGAAGAAAUAAGUGAAAAACAGCAGAAUGUCGGCGUACGCAAUGCCAGAGAUGUACUUUAACAUAGACCAUGGUUAUCUCGAAGGUCUUGUUAGGGGAUUUAAAGGAGGAAUAUUGAAGCAAGCGGAUUAUCUUAAUCUCGUACAAUGUGAAAGUCUGGAUGAUUUGAAGCUUCAUUUACAGAGUACUGACUAUGGAAACUUCCUUGCCAACGAGCCUAGUCCCCUUACUGUGUCUGUUAUUGACGACAAACUUAAGGAAAAACUUGUCAUAGAGUUUCAGCAUCUCCGCAACCACUGUUUGGAACCACUCGCUACAUUCCUGGACUACAUAACGUACAGUUACAUGAUUGACAACAUCAUCCUGCUGAUCACCGGCACACUUCACCAGCGACCAAUCAAUGAGCUCAUCCCCAAGUGUCAUCCUCUUGGGAGCUUUGAGCAGAUGGAGGCAAUACACAUAGCAGCAACACCUGCUGAACUGUAUAAUGCUGUGUUGGUCGACACACCUCUAGCUCCUUAUUUCAUUGACUGUAUAUCUGAACAAGACUUGGAUGAAAUGAACAUUGAGAUAAUCAGAAACACACUCUACAAGGCUUACCUUGAAGAUUUCUACAGUUUCUGUAGCGAGCUUGGUGGAGCGACUGCUGAGGUGAUGUGUGAUGCCCUGGCAUUUGAGGCAGAUCGUCGAGCUUUCAUCAUUACUAUCAACUCAUUUGGUACUGAGUUGACGAAGGAUGAUCGUGCUAAGCUCUACCCUCGCUGUGGGAAGCUGAACCCGUACGGUCUAACUCAGCUCGGUAGGGCCGAUGAUUAUGAUCAAGUCCGAGCUGUCGCCGACAUCUAUGGUGAAUAUAAGGAAUUGUUUGAAGGAGCUGGUACCAACCCUGGAGACAAAACACUGGAAGAUAGGUUCUUUGAUCGCGAGGUACAACUGAUGAAGAAUUCCUUCAUGCAGCAAUUCCAAAUGGGUACGUUUUACUCGUAUGUCAAGCUGAAGGAACAGGAAAACCGCAACAUCGUGUGGAUCUCCGAAUGUGUAGCUCAGAGGCACCGAGCAAAAAUUGACAGCUAUAUACCAAUCUUCUGAUCGGGAUAAUAUCAGCGAGAUAACAUUUCAUUUGUGAGCCAAGAAGUAGUGUUAACUGCAUGAGUGAAGUCAGAAGUGCUAUACAUAAAGAAAGACUUAUAAUUUUUAGUACUGAGAUGUGAUCAACACAUAUUCCAUUAUGAAAUGUUUAAUAAUUAUGAUCUGCCAUUAUGUGGUAAUUUUUGGGUUUUAAUGAUAGAUUUGAUAACACGGAACCAACUUUGAUAUAUAAUGGACUCUAUAUCGUGUAUUUUGAACAUUUUGGAAAUUUUAAGGAAACGAUAUUUGGAUGGAUUUAAUAUGGUUAUUGUUUAAACAUAGAUUUUUUAAAAGUAAUUAUUUCAUAGACAAAUCUAGUCUCUGACAAUAUUCCUAUAUAUACAGAUGUAGUAAAUUUGUUGAAGUUUUAAUUAUUUUUUGGGUACAGUGGCAAAGCUGCCCUAUUAUUGGGUAAAGUGUGGGAAAUAAGUUACAUCACUAUUCAUGGAGGUCUAAAGGAUAUUGAUAUUGACACGGAAAAAUAAAUAUGAUCACAUUUGCUUAGUGAUGGUUGUACCAGUUAAUACAAAAGUUACCCUUAGAUGUUAGUAAUUAUCAUGAUUAAAAAUAAGUCCACUUGUAAAGAUAUGUAUUUAGGUUGAAAAGAAAUCCAUAGAUUUUUUGUGACAUUCCAUAUAUUCCUGAAGACAUUAGAGCUAUUCCAUUAAAACAUCUACCCGACCCCAGGACUCCAGAAUGUAUCGCUUCUAUCCAUGGUUGGGUUUCCUGCCUCUUAGUUCUAUUACAUAUAAAGGAAAUUAUCCAAAGAAAUUCUAUAGCUGGUACUCUUAAACAAAAACUCGAGUCCUGGGGUGGGGUAGAUAUUUUACUGGAAUAACCCUUACAUAGUUGAUGUAUAUGUAAGCUAUUUUAAUUGUAAAUAUACAUUCUUCAAUUUCAUACGCGAUUAUUGACAAAUCAAAAAUUGUGCUUCUCAUUGUAUCAUUAGCUGUGCAAUACAUUUGAGCUGUAUAUUAUGAACUUACGGUGGACUGAGCAGAAUUGAUGCAAACUGGGAAGAGGAUAUAAUUUUUUUGUUCUACGAAAUUUAGUCAGAAAAGGUCUUGAUAUAUGAUUUCAUUUUUCACCAAGAAACAAGCUUUUGAGUUUACAAUGAAAUAUUUGUAGUCAAGAAACAAUUUUAUGGAUGAAGUUACAGCUAAAUGAAAUAUAUGUAAUUUCAAUUAAUGAAGACUAGUUGUAGUUCAUAUUCUUCCAUUUGAAAUUUAAAAUUUUCUUGUCCAAGAGCUAGAUAUGUAGCAUGAUCAGUUAAAAUGUAUUGUGUAUAAACUGUGAUUUUCGUGAGGGAGAGUGGUUUUGCUAUUAUGUGAUAUGAAAAGUACUGCACUUGGUACAAUUGUGUUCAUCAAAGAAAAUGGCUGCGAGAUAGGUAGGCGUUCUUCCUAAGAUUUCAGGAUCAGUUUUCAGCACAUAUUACCAGGGUACAGAUAUUUUCUUCUAGAUUAUAACUUCUACAAUAGCAGAUAUGAUUUAUAGGUAAGAUAGUAGCAUGAUCUGGCCCUCUUUGUCAAUUUUCAAAGAUACAUCACAAUAUAGGUAUGUUCCUCUUGGCUAGAGAUAAUUAUAACAUCCCUUUACCAUGACUGGUUGAGUGUAAGACUAGUGAGCCGAAGGUCCUUGGUUUGAUCCCAGGCAGAGGCAUUGGAAUAAAUAUAAUUCAACAUGCUCUGUGUUAUAUAAAGUACAAGUCAUUCGCGGUUUGAAUAUUUAUCUAACUUAAUGCUAGCAAAAUAUGACAAGAAGGCUAGCUGCAAUGGAUUAAAGAGGACGCCGAGACCUGCUAUGAAAUUUUUGUAUGCGUUUAGUGUGAUCCUUUAAAUUCCUGGUGUGCUGGGCCCAGUUUCACACAAAAAGUCUGAACUUUGAAUUUGUUUUCUAAUUUAAUUUCUAUCCUAUAAUAUUAAGUUAUAUAAUGUUGAAGCCACAAAAGUCUUAUUUGCUUCCAGGCUCAAAUUUGAGUGAAGAUCCUGUGGUUAAGUUAGGAAAAAAACUCUGAUGGUCAGAAAUAACCGACAGCCUGAAAACAUUUUACAAUUGUGAGUGAUAUUGGAUUUUUUCUCUUUAAAUAUAAUUACUGUAUAAUAGAUAAUAAUUAUUGGGUGUGCAGAUUGUAUCAGUGAGAGAGGAGCGUCAAAUUAUUUAUUGAUUAAAAAUAUGAUUGUGUUAUAUGUAUCAUGUAUUGAAUGUUUGUAAUACAAGGCUCCAGGUAGACCCUUGAGAGUAUGUUUGUGUCUUAGUUUUGACUCUUCGGCUUAAAGGGACCCCUCGAUUUGUUUUGACUCUUCAGAUUUCUUAGAAAAAGUGUUCCUAAGUCCUUGGACAAUAGGAAUUCAUGUAUUGUUUGAUCAUCAGUUGUCUCGAAAUGAAGUAGGUACCAGAUCAACCCACAUAUAAAAAGCAUGUGUCCUUUCAGUUUAAAUCCUUUGAAAGCCAAACCAUGUCAUGUUGUAUGCGUCUUUGUAGUAUGUACAAAAAUUAAAAACCUAGUCGUAGUCGAGUAAAUUUUCCGGAAAUUUUUUAACUUCAUAAUUUUUAUGUAAUUGAAACUGUACAUGUUCGUAGAUUGAUGAAAGCGAGUUUUUUGAACAAAUCGUAGAAACUGCUGUGGUAGUACGUAUUGUUUUUGUGUACAGGUUGGCUGGACGGGCGGUCUGUUGGGUCUUUAUGUACUGGUUGUAGUUUAGCUAGAAUGUCUUGACAAACAAGUCACAUGUUUAACCAAGAUAUUGUUGUUAUGUCUCGUGAUGUUCAUGAGACACAUUUGCGUAAAGUGUAUACACAAAUAAAUAUUACGUAUAACAUAUA
Pecten maximus is the source of this 4018-nucleotide messenger RNA. Its product is annotated as V-type proton ATPase subunit d-like. The transcript is spliced from 8 exons. Gene Ontology annotation, molecular function: proton-transporting ATPase activity, rotational mechanism. Bases 92 to 1153 code for a protein of 353 amino acids. Gene Ontology annotation, cellular component: plasma membrane proton-transporting V-type ATPase complex; lysosomal membrane; early endosome. Gene Ontology annotation, biological process: proton transmembrane transport; vacuolar acidification; vacuolar transport. The record is from RefSeq and is a predicted model, not a curated record. NCBI's taxonomy places the organism in Eukaryota, Metazoa, Mollusca, Bivalvia, Pectinida, Pectinidae.